AAAACCUUUUGGAUCUUCGACAGUACGGAGAUUUCUCCCCUUGAAACCCCGACUCGCCUUUGGUCGUCUCAAAGGCAACAGGCGCACCACGGCUCCCGCAGCCGUCAGCUUCGUCAGUGAUCAAGAUUUCAGCGUUCGGAAGUCUUUCCACAUCACCAACAACAUCCCCCCUCCCGCCCCUGCGCACGCCUAAGCAAAAACUCGAAUUCUUCCUGUUCGACGUUCUGUUUCAACAGACGCCUCCCGUCGACUCUACACCCGAUCAGCUGCCGCAUAGGACGCACUCGGAGCCUCUUCCUCUCGUCGAGGGAGAGUCGAGGAGAACUCGCCAGAUCGCUGAGGGAUCUGCCUGCUACCGCUUCCGGCCACCCUAGGACCCGCUUGACCGUCCGGCUUCAACACCACCAGACAAGUUAACCGCUCGUCCUUGACCCAACCAGUCAACUUCACGGAUAUGGUUAUGGCAACUGUCGCUCUUGAGCAAUAUGCCCCGCCUACCAUCAAUUAUGAUCGUAGCUACCACACAAUCCUGAAGACGAAGCAGCAAUACGCUGAUCACGCCCCCACCAACAAUGUCGUGAUCACGCCCAAGCAGCUCAUCGGCGAGGCUCUCCGCCGCCGUGUCGAGAGCAUCGACACGGAGUCCUGCGGAGCCGGCGAAGAGGACACCUUCUUCGUUGCCGACCUCGGCGAGGUCUACCGCCAGCACAUGCGCUGGAAGCUCAACUUGCCUCGCGUCAAGCCCUUCUAUGCCGUCAAGUGCAACCCCGACCCCCGCGUCAUCGAGCUCCUGGCUGCCCUCGGCACCGGCUUUGACUGCGCCUCCAAGUGGGAGAUCGACCAGAUCCUCAACAUGGGCCUCGCCCCCGAGCGCAUCAUUUACGCCCAACCCUGCAAGACCAACUCGUACCUCCGCUACGUCAAGACCCAGGGCGUCAAGCAGAUGACCUUUGACAAUGCCGAUGAGCUCUACAAGAUUGCAAAGCUCUACCCCGGCGCCGAGCUCUUCCUCCGCAUCAUGACCGACGACGAGUCCAGCCUGUGCCGCUUCAGCAUGAAGUUCGGUGCUUCCAAGGAGAUCGCGGGAGAGCUCCUCGCUCUCGCCAAGGACCUGGGUCUCAACGUUGUCGGCGUCAGCUUCCACGUUGGCUCGGGUGCCUCUGACCCCAUGGCCUUCUACAAGGCUGUCCACGACUCGUACCUAGUGUUCGAGCAGGGACGCGCCUUUGGCUUCAACAUGAAGACGCUCGACAUUGGCGGCGGCUUCUGCGACGACAGUUUCGAAGACAUGGCGGCCGUCCUUCGUGGCGCUCUCGACGAGUACUUCCCUCCCAGCAGCAACGUCAACAUCAUGGCGGAGCCCGGUCGCUACUACGUGUCUUCGGCCUUCACCAUUGCCUGCAACGUCAUUGCCCGCCGCACCGUUGAUGGUCCUACGCCUGCCGACGACAAGAGCUACAUGAUCUAUGUCAAUGAUGGUCUCUACGGAAACUUCUCUUCCAUCAUGUUCGACCACCAGCACCCCGUUGCCAAGGUCCUCCGCACCAGCGCGCGUACUCUCUUCGAUCACCCUGCCGCCAACGCCUGUCCCGAAGGCCAGGGAACCCGUUACUCUGUUUGGGGCCCUACCUGCGACGGCAUUGAUCGCAUUACCGAGAGCAUCUCCUUCGAACACGAACUCGAUGUUGGCGACUGGCUCUACUUUGAGGACAUGGGCGCCUACACCAAGUGCUCUGCCACCAAGUUCAACGGCUUCUCCGACGACCACGACGUAAUUUACGUCUGCAGCGAGCCGGGCGCCCGUGCUCUGCUUGGCCUUUGA
Verticillium dahliae VdLs.17 is the source of this 1822-nucleotide messenger RNA. RefSeq names its product ornithine decarboxylase. The record is from RefSeq and is a predicted model, not a curated record. Gene Ontology annotation, cellular component: cytoplasm. Gene Ontology annotation, molecular function: ornithine decarboxylase activity. Bases 461 to 1822 code for a protein of 453 amino acids. The transcript has 2 exons. Lineage: Eukaryota; Fungi; Ascomycota; Sordariomycetes; Glomerellales; Plectosphaerellaceae.